AUGUCGGAUCCAAAAUCUGCGAUAAGCAGUAACGAAUAUGCGUUUCCCAGAGGUGGAUCAACGGCUUUGACUCCUAUGGAGGUAAAGGAAAUUUCGAACGAAGCAACUAGAGAUGUCCUAUUCGAAGUCGCCAAUAAUCUGAAUAAGAAACGGUCGAAACCAGACGCUAAUCUGAGUACGGUUUCAAGAAAAAAGCAAAAGAAAAACAGCAAGAAAGGUUCAAAGAACGGAGACGAUGAUAACGAUGAUGUCGAGUCCGAUGAGAAAAAAACGGCAGUGGAAUACCUUACUUUCAAGAAUCUUUUACCAGGUUCUUUGGUUUUUGGACAAAUUCAAUACGUUAACAAACUAGACCUUGUUUUGGCAUUGGAAAAUAAUUUGGUUGGCUAUGUACCAAUAACAUCAAUCAGUACUGCAAUUACCAACGCUAUCGACAAAUUUGAAGAGGAAAGCGAAGAAGAGGAAAGCGAAGACGAAGAAGACGAAGAAAAAGAAGAUGACGAAAAAAAUGACAAAAGUAAAAUCCAUGCUACAACUUUUUCAGCAAAGGAGAAAAAACUGUUCCCAGACUUGAAGUCAAUGUUCCAAGUUGGUUCUUGGUUAAAGGCUAAGGUUGUUGAAUCAGAUAACUCUCAAAAGAAAAGAAGAAUUGAACUUAGUCUCGAGCCCAAACUUGUUAAUGCAAAUAUAGAAGAUGAGGACUUGAUACCUGGUAACGUUAUUCUGUGCGCCGUGAAAUCCGUUGAAGAUCAUGGUGUCAUUUUGGACACCGGUUUCGAAAAAUUUUCUGCAUUUAUGUCCAAUAAGGAAUUAAAAAAUGCGGGUCUUGAACCCGCUAGCUUGCAAGAAGGUUUAGUUUUGUCGUGUGUUUUGGUAUCACAACCAUCGGGAAGAAUUAUUACAGUUAAGCCAGUGAGUCUGGCGGCGGGAAAGAAGCCUGCAGUGGUGUCAACUAUUACCUCGGUAGACUCGAUUCAACCAGGUAUCUUGGUCAAUGCAUUAGUGAGUGAUAUCACAUCUGAAGGUAUCAUAACCAGGGUUUUCGGUUUGGUUGAUGGUACUAUAAGUAUAGCACAGAUCCAAAAUUUCAAUACUGCAGAUUUAAAACACAAGUAUGCAAUUGGAAGCACAAUAAAGACAAGGAUUUUGGCCAUAUUGGAGAAGGAAGGAACCAAAAAAUUGCUUCUUUCGAUGUUACCCACAACAAUGUCAUUGGAUAAUCAUCAAAAACAAAACCAAGAAGCCUUAGAAGCGUACCCCAUUGGAUUCAUCUUUGACGAAGUCGAGGUGUUGGGACUGGACAAAUCAUAUGUCUAUGUAAACUUUGGUUCCAAAUCCUUAUUUGGUCAAAUUCACAAUUCUAACCUUGGCGGAGACAAAUCUUUACUCAACUACUCAGUGGGAAGUAAACACAAGGCUAGAGUUUUGGGUUUUAAUACUGUGGACAAUUUAUUAGUUUUGACAUUUGAUGACAAAAUAAUCAAUGCCGAAUACUUGAAUGUACGCGACAUUCCACUAGGUGCUUUCUUGCCAAAUUGUGAGGUUGUUAAAGUCUUGCCAGAUAACGGAGGCCUCAGUGUGAAAAUCAAUGAUGAGUUUAUGGGCCUCGUUCCAUUUAAUCAGAUGUCGGACAUCAAGUUGGUUUACCCAGAAAGAAAAUUUAGAGCUGGUUCAAAAGUGAAAGGAAGAUUAUUGACACAUAGAGGAAAGACUCCACUUAUCACAUUAAGAAAGGCUUUGGUUAAUCUUGAAGAUGAUGAGAUUAUUCUGCAAUUUGAAGACGCUAAAGUGGGUUUCAAGACAAAUGCAACCGUGGAAAAAUUUAUCCAUGGGGGUGCUAUCGUCUCAUUUUUUGGAAGUCUUCGAGCAUUUUUGCCAAAGACUGAGAUUUCAGAAACAUUUGUUGAUGACGCUAGUAAGUUUUUGAAGUUGGGCCAAAUUGUAAAGGUAAAAAUCCUGGACAUUAAGGAGGAUCAAAAGAGAGUGGUUGUAACAAUGAAGCAAUCUAGUGAAUUGUCCGAUGCGCAAAAAACCGAGAUUUCCCAAUUAUUGUCCGGAAGGUCCAUUAUCAAUGCUAUAGUUGUGGAGAAGAAGAACAAUGCUGUAUUGAUUGAACUCGAAGGCUCAAACUUGAGAGGUGUUAUAAAUGAUGGUCAACUUUCUGAUGGAAACUAUGAACAAAAUAGAGCAAUGUUCAAAAAGCUUGAAAUUUCUAGCAAGAUUAGGGCUUUAGUUUUGGAGAAAGACCUUAAAGCCCGAACUAUUAUUGCCACAGCUAAGAAGUCAAUGAUUGAAGCGGCAGAGAAGAAUGCAUUGCCAAUAGAUUUUGACGAUAUUCAACCAAAUAAAGUCGUUAAAGGUUAUGUAAAGUCGGUGACUAAUCUUGGUUUGUUUGUUUCGUUUACAGGUAGAUUAACUGGUUUAGUUUUGGCAAAAUAUGCUACUGCUAAUGCUAACGAAGACUUGUCCAAGAAAUUCCACAAAUAUCAAUCACUUACAUGUCGUGUAUUGAGCGUUGAUACCGAAAACAAGAGGUUUUUAUUAGCAUUGCUGAACUCUACAAACGAUUCGGGUGACGAGGAUGACAAAGUGGUAAAUCCAGUUGAUACUAAAAAGAGCGUUGUGGCGGAUUAUUCACCAGGUGUUCAUACUAAAGCGGUUGUUAAAUCGAUCAAGGGGACUCAAUUGAAUGUUCAAUUGGCAGAUAAUUUACAGGGCCGUGUUGAUAUUACACAAUGUUUCAAGUCCAUCAACGAUAUAAAGAAUGUUCGCCAACCAUUAUCCGGGUUUAGCAAAGGUGACGUUGUGGAUGUUAAAGUCAUUGGGGUACACGAUGCUCGUAACCACACUUUUUUACCCAUCACAAACCGCAAGGCAGGAAAGCAAACCAUAUUGGAACUUUCUAUUGUUGACAGGGAACUUAACGGCAAAAACUUGAGUUCCUUGAAGCUCGAUGAUAUCACUUUGGAACAAGAAUUGUUGUGUUUUGUUAAUAAUAUUGAUCGUGGAUUUGUCUGGGUUUCAAUUUCACCUUCUGUUAGGGGAAGAAUAUCCUUUAUGGAUUUAACCAACGAUGGAUCGGUUUUCCAAGGUUUUGAAAACAAGUACCCUAUAGGUACUGCAAUCCAAGCUAAGGUUAAGAAUAUUGAUCAGGAGCACAAAUCUUUGUCUUUGAUUUCAAGGGACAAUCACGUUUCAAAAGUUGAGGAUGUUCAAAUUGGUCAAACAUAUCCUGCUAGGAUCGUUAAGGUUAAGGACUCGUAUGUCUUGGUUGAUCUUGGCGAUAAGGUGAUUGCAUCUUCAUUUAUUACCGAUGCAUUGAAUGAUUACUCCGAUAAGUUGGCACAUGUUUUUCAUCUCAAUGAAUAUGUUGCCGCAAAAGUAUUGGACAUUGAUGUCGAGAACAAUAAGAUUGCAGUGAUGUUGAGAAACGAGGAGUCUUCCGCUGCUGCCAGUGAUAAGACAAUCAAUUCAGUUGAUGACUUGUCGCGUGGUCAAGUUGUUAAAGGGUUCGUUAAGAAUAUUGCAAGCAAUGGUGUUUAUGUGUCUCUUGGAAGAUGCGUGCACGCCUUAGUGAGAGUUUCUGACUUGAGUGAUUCUUACUUGAAAGAUUGGAAGAAAUUCUUUAAACCAGCACAAUCUGUUAUUGGUAAAAUUAUCAACUGUAAAGAGCAGGGCAAAGUGUUGAUGACUUUGAAAGAAAGUGAAGUUAAUGGAGAUUUGAAGAUUUUGAAAAACUACGAUGACUUGGUUGUUGGUGAAGUUUUCGAAGGUACUGUUACCAAAGUGACUGAUUUCGGUGUGUUUGUUAAAUUAGAUGGUACUAUCAACAUUAGCGGGUUGUGCCACCAUUCCGAAAUUUCCGAGAAUGAUGUUUCAAAUAUUGCAAGUUUGUUUGGUGAAGGUGAUAGAGUUAAAGUAAAGAUUCUCAAGGUUGAUUUGGGCAAAAAGCAAUUAUCUUUGGGUAUGAAGGCAUCCUAUUUUGCUGAUGAAGCAGAGCAAAAAGAAGAAGAUGACGACGAAGAUGUUGAUAUGAGUGAAGCAUUUGAAGACGAGCAAAGCGAAGCGGAAGAAGAAGAACAAGACGACGACGACGAAGAAGAAGAUGAUGAUGAUGAGGAGGAGGUUAUUGAUGCAGAGACUAUGGAUGUAGACUCGGAUUCAGAUUCAGACGUUGAGUCAGGAGAUGAAGAAACAGAAGCAGUGUCUUCUCUCGGUACUGGUUUAUCCACCAACGGGUUUGACUGGACUGCGUCUAUAUUGGAUCAGAAUAAAGAUGUUGAUGAUUCAUCAGACGAUGAUGACGAUGAUGAUGAUGACAAUGAAAAUGAUAAUGAAAAUACCAGUGGUGAUAUCUCUGGUGCCAAAAAGAGGUCCAAGAGAAACAAGAACAAGGCAUCAAAACAUGUUGUGGAUAAAACUAUUGAUCUCAACACUCGUGCACCACAAUCCACUGCUGAUUUUGAAAGGCUCUUGAUUGGUAACCCCAAUAGUUCCAUCUUGUGGAUGAACUAUAUGUCAUUUAAUUUACAACUUAGCGAAGUUGACAAGGCUCGUGAAAUUGGUGAACGGGCUUUGGAGACGAUCAACUAUCGUGAAGAGCAGGAGAAGUUGAACAUUUGGAUUGCUAUGUUGAACUUGGAAAACACAUUUGGUUCUGAGGAAUCUCUUGAGAAGGUGUUUAAGAGAUCAUGCCAAUAUAUGGACUCGUUUGUUAUGCAUCAGAAACUUGUCAAUAUAUAUAUAAUGAGUGAGAAAUUUGAUGCUGCUCAAGACUUGUUCAAGGUUAUGGUCAAGAAGUUUGGAAAAGAACACGUUUCUACAUGGGUCUUGUAUGCGUCAUUCCUUUUGGAUCAGGAAGAGCAACUGACAAAGGUUCAUGAGCUUUUGUCCAGAGCAUUGCAAGCGUUACCCAAGAGAGACCACAUUGAGGUUGUGCGAAAAUUUGCACAAUUGGAGUUUGCCAAAGGUGACGCCGAGCAAGCUAGAUCAUUGUUUGAAGGGUUGAUUGCCGAUGCGCCAAAGAGGAUUGAUUUGUGGAACGUUUACAUUGACCAAGAGAUUAAACUUCAUGAUAAGGAUGAGGGUGAAGAUAAUGUACUGAACAUAAGAGAUUUGUUUGAAAGAGUGAUUGAAAACAAGAAAAUUUCGAGAAAACAAGCCAAAUUCUUUUUCAAUAAAUGGUUGAAAUUUGAAGAAGGAUUAGGUGACGAGAAGAUGGUUGCAAAGGUUAAAGCUAAGGCAAUCGAGUAUGUUCAAAGUCAAGAAGCUUAA
Messenger RNA from Lodderomyces elongisporus, 5274 nucleotides. RefSeq lists its product as uncharacterized. Bases 1 to 5274 code for a protein of 1757 amino acids. Gene Ontology annotation, cellular component: small-subunit processome; nucleolus. Lineage: Eukaryota; Fungi; Ascomycota; Pichiomycetes; Serinales; Debaryomycetaceae. Gene Ontology annotation, biological process: rRNA processing. Gene Ontology annotation, molecular function: protein binding; RNA binding. The record is from RefSeq and is a predicted model, not a curated record. The transcript has a single exon.